UCUGUUGCUUUGUUGACCAAAUGCCUCGAAAAGAAAGAAGGCGAGACUCAAAAGAAAGAAGAGAAAGGAAGCAUUUGCAUUUGACAGUGGACACACACAACAUAAGGAAUUGCUUCUUCUCUCUACUCAACUGUGGUUUUUUUCCCUGCCAUUGAUUUUACUUCUUUGUAUUCUAUUGUAAUCUACUCACUCACUACAGUACUUGUGGGUUGUGUAAACUGUAAUGUGAUGUCCCUUUGAAGAGUUAUUGUCAUUGCAGUGAUUCUAGUGUUUUGGGUUGGAGAUUUUUUCUUCAAAGUUUUCUACUUUCUUUUUUCUUAGGUCUAAAAAAAGGGUUUUUUUUUUUUUUUGGGUUGAAAAAAUGCCGAUGUAUCAGCCUUCUAAAAGGGACAUAAUUUUGGGUUUUGAGGGUGGUGGUGAUGGUCAGAUUCUAGAUCUGGACACGGCGGUGAAAGAUGGUGUUUUGGGUGGUGUUGACGGUGGUGUUGUUGGAACUGGUGUUGGUGAGAAAUUGGAUCUGAGAAAAAUGAUUGAAGAGCUUGAGUUAAAUGAAGUUCCAAGUGUUUUUAUUUGUCCAAUCUCUCUUGAACCAAUGCAAGACCCUGUCACCCUUUGCACUGGUCAAACCUAUGAGAGGUCCAAUAUUCUCAAAUGGUUCAACUUAGGACACUUUACAUGCCCCACAACUAUGCAAGAGCUUUGGGAUGAUUCCAUCACACCAAACACUACCCUUUACCGUCUUAUAUACACUUGGUUCUCUCAGAAGUACUUGUUGAUGAAGAAAAGGUCUGAAGAUGUUCAAGGAAGAGCUUCUGAACUUGUGGAGACACUCAAGAAAGUUAAGGGUCAAGCUAGAGUUUGUGCCCUUAAGGAGCUUCAUCAUGUUGUGGCUAUUCAUGCUACUGCACGCAAGUCUGUGAUUGAUGAAGGUGGUCUUUCUGUUUUGUCUUCUCUACUUGGUCCUUUUACUUCACAUGCUGUUGGCUCUGAAGUUAUUGGCAUUCUUGUUUGUUUGACGCUCGAUUCCGAAUCGAAAAAGAAUCUUAUGCAGCCUGCUAAGAUUUCCCUUAUGGUGGAUAUCUUGAAUGAGGGUUCAAUUGAGACCAAAAUCAAUUGCACGCGAUUGAUCGAAUCGUUAAUUGAGGAGAAGGAUUUUCGGUCCGAGAUUAUCUCUAGCCAUAGUCUUUUGGUUGGAUUGAUGAGGCUUGUGAAGGAUAAGAGACACAGCAAUGGAAUCUGUCCAGGAUUAAGCCUUCUCAGAACAGUGUGUUUCUAUAAGGAAGUUAAGAGUUUGUUAGUGAGCAUCGGUGCGGUUUCUCAAUUGGUUGAAUUGUUGUCUGGUAUGGAACAUGAGUGUUUGGAAUUAGCACUUUGUGUUUUAGAUUCGUUGUCGUCAAUACCUGAAGGCAGAGUGGCUUUAAAGGAUUGUGUUAGAACCAUACCUAUCAUGGUUAAACUCUUGAUGAGGAUCUCAGAAAACUGCACACAAUAUGCAUUGUCAAUUUUGUGGUCUGUUUGCAAGCUUGCGCCGGAGGAGUGUUCGUCAAUUGCAGUCGAUGCAGGGCUUGCUGCAAAACUCCUUCUUGUGAUUCAAAGUGGCUGCAAUCCAAUAUUGAAACAACAAUCUGCUGAGCUUUUGAAACUAUGUAGUUUGAAUUAUUCAGAUACCAUCUUCAUUUCCAAGUGUAAGCUUACAAGAACCAUCCAAUGACACUGGAUUAAUUAACUUGGUGGUGCUAAUAAUUUGUAAAUUCAAGGAGCAAGAGUUAGCAGUAAAGGGUUAGCAGCUUCUCAGAAGCACAGGAAACUCCAAUAACUCCCAAAAGAUGUGAAAUGGGAUUUGAGGUGCAAGUCUCUCCUCCUGUAAAUAUUUUUUUAGUAUUUUGAUUCCAACAAUUGAUUUGAAUGAAGAAGAAUCAUCAUAAUGUGGAAAAAUUGCACACCCUUUGCUCCACUGCAUUUACUUCUUGUUGUCCAUUGUUGAUGUUCUUUUACAAUAAGCCCCAUCAAGAAGAUACUGAAAUUCUUUAUAUACUUCUUUUGGGGUUGGUUAUAUUAUGGAUGUAGAAGUUAUGCUGUUGUUGUUGGACAAAGAUACUUCUUAGGAGAGAGUGAUCACACAGCAAAAGAUGGAGCUUGCAAUUUCAAUUGUAAUUUUUGAGGAGUUGCUUAUGCUCCAAGCCUUAAUUUCUUUCAUUGUAUCUUCUUCCUCUUUGGAUCUUUUUUAGAGGCCUCCAAUUUUCCAUUAAAAAAAAUACUAGGAAUUUUGCUAUUGAUCUCAAACAUGUGUAGAGAGCCUUGUGACCUUCAAUUUUUAUGUGUACAAUGGAAUUGGAAAAUCAACUAUUUCAUUUAAUUAUUAUUCUGCAUUUCAACA
Molecule: messenger RNA, 2377 nt
Organism: Cicer arietinum (chickpea)
Lineage: Eukaryota; Viridiplantae; Streptophyta; Magnoliopsida; Fabales; Fabaceae
Source: RefSeq, a predicted model, not a curated record